Dictyostelium discoideum AX4 is the source of this 600-nucleotide messenger RNA. RefSeq lists its product as hypothetical. The record is from RefSeq and is a predicted model, not a curated record. NCBI's taxonomy places the organism in Eukaryota, Evosea, Eumycetozoa, Dictyosteliales, Dictyosteliaceae. The transcript has a single exon. Bases 1 to 600 code for a protein of 199 amino acids.
AUGAUAAAAAGAAAUGAUAAUGAUAAUGGCUCAAUUAAAUCAAUAUCAUCUAAACCAAAAUUCUUAAAAGAAAAUGAAUUAGAAGUAGAAGACAAAUUAACCAUUUUUUACCCAAAAACACCACGUCGUGGUAAAGUUAAAAUCUCUUGUGAUAGUCAAUAUUUCUCAUUUCAAGAUUUAAUUCGAAUUUAUCCAAAAUCAGAUUUAAAAAAUAAUAACUAUGUUUAUUACAAUCCUAUUAAAAAUAAUAAUAAUAAUAAUAAUAAUAAUAAUAAUAAUAAUAAUAAUAAAAAUAAUAAUAAUAAUAAUAAUAAUAAUAAUAAUAAUAAUAAUAAUAAUAAUAAUAAUAAUAAUAAUAAUAAUAAUAAUAAUAAUAAUAAUAAUAAUAAUAAUAAUAAUAAUAAUAAUAAUAAUAAUAAUAAUAAUAAUAAUAAUAAUAAUAAUAAUAAUAAUAAUAAUAAUAAUAAUAAUAAUAAUAAUAAUAAUAGUAAUAAUGAAGAAAGUGAUAUAGUAUCAAAUUGCAUUGAUAAAUUGAAAGGAGAAUUAUCAUCUUCAUCAUCAUUAAAUGAAUUACCAAAACCAUCAGAUAUCUUUAAUUAA